Messenger RNA from Marasmius oreades (fairy-ring Marasmius), 315 nucleotides. RefSeq lists its product as uncharacterized. The coding region runs from base 1 to 315 and encodes 104 amino acids. The transcript has 2 exons. NCBI's taxonomy places the organism in Eukaryota, Fungi, Basidiomycota, Agaricomycetes, Agaricales, Marasmiaceae. The record is from RefSeq and is a predicted model, not a curated record.
AUGAGUCUCGACGCUACUAAGUUCAUGGGCGCCGGUAUCGUCUACAUUCGUAACGAAUCAGGCGACAACAUGCAAACUUUCGUCUCCAAGCUAAGCCACAACUCUGGUAACGAUAGUUGGUUUGUCAUCUCUGCGUCCUUUGAAGAUGACGCUCACGCCAAAUGGGACCGCUCAAACCACGGCUGGGAGGUGAUCGCCUUCAAGGACGACAACAACAGACGUGUCGGGUUCUAUGUCGACCUCAGGAACGUGACGACCUAUGUGACGUUCCGGUCAUUCUCCAACGUCGAGAUCAAGCAGGUCAAAAAGGCCUAA